UUCCUUCAAACAGACCAGGGUCCUGGGGUUCAGCUCUCCAGAUGAUCUGACGCCAAGGGUGAGGCAGAGCGCGUAAUCUAUAAUCUUAGAGAACCAUCACUUAUUCGAUACUACUAAAUCCAAAAUAUGAAAGAAAUGAUUGGUUACCUCCUAACUUAUUAUUUCACUCCCUCUCGGGCUGUGGUUGCGGAAAUGCCUCCUGUAUUAGGCACCCCUUGUCAUGCAAGAGGUGGCGUCAAGAUGUUGAUAUAUGACUGUCCCUACCCCGACGCCUGAGUGACUUUUCAUCUCUGUUAGCUCCUGCUUGGACGCUAUCAUCUAACACGAUAUGGCGUCGGCUCAGGUGGCCAUUACGGAAACCGAGCAAGGCCUCAAGGUUUUGUCUCUAGAUGGAGGAGGUGUGAGGGGAAUGUCGAGCCUAUACAUUCUACGUCACUUAAUGAAACGCUUGCAACCCAAGGACACGCCAAAACCAUGCGAUUACUUCGACAUCAUCGCGGGGACAAGCACAGGAGGUCUCAUUGCGAUUAUGUUAGGUCGUUUGCGAAUGAGCGUUCAGGAUUGUAUUGAUGCAUAUGGGAAACUUUCCGAGAGAGUUUUCAAACCGAGAAAGCGGUCGUUUAAUGUAGUGGGUAAGGGAAAGGAUUUAUGGUCUCUUAGCGGCGCAUUUGACGCCGAUGAACUUGCCCAAGCGAUACGUGAAGUUGUUGUUCAAGCAGGUGAGGAUGGUAACGCUAAGCUCCUUGAAGCCGAUCCGGGCUGUAAAGUCUUCGUAUGCGCUAUGAGAGCUGAAAUCACCAAACCUGUCAGGCUCCGAAGUUAUGAAACACCAACUACAGUUCAGGAAGUUGAUUGUACGAUUGUUGAAGCCGCAAGAGCGACUUCUGCUGCGUCUUCGUUUUUCAAACCCAUUGUAAUAGACGGGCAAACAUUUACCGAUGGCGCUACGGGUUACAACAACCCCGUGGAAGAAGUUUUCGAUGAAGUCAAUCAGAUUUGGCCGGGGGGCAAUCGGCCUAUCGGGCUAUUUUUGAGUAUAGGGACCGGAACGCCUGCACUGAGGUCAUUUGGCAAGAAUCUCAAGAGCCUGAUAGAGACACUAGCCAAGAUCGCAACAGAAACGGAAGACACAGCUAAGAGGUUUCAAGAAGCUAUGCGGGAGAGGGGUUUGAGUAAAGCAUACUUCCGUUUCAAUGCCCAGGGUCUAGAAAGAGUAGGACUUGAGGAUCAUAAAAGUUUUGGUCUGAUUAUCGCUGCGACAAAUAACUACCUCAAUGAAGUUGAAACACGGCAGAAGCUGAAUGCUUUUGUCGCGUCGGAUCGCUCUUUCUUGAGCCUUUCCCAACGGCACUUUUAUCUAGAGUCUCUGCGUUCAUACGAUGUGGGAAGUGAGCUGUCGGAAGUAAGCGAGCCUGUGUCAAACACCUUUGAAUGGGUUUUAGAGGCCGACGAAUUUCUUUCGUGGGCACGAGAUACCGAACAUCCCAUCAUGCUUAUAAGAGGCAAACCAGGUUGCGGGAAAAGCGUGCUUCUGGCCUUCUUAAAGCGAACGAUGCCCACGAAUACGACUGCCUUCUUCGCUUGUAAGCAGACCGAAGAUAUUCGCCGAACACCGGAAAUGAUUCUAUCAUGCUUACUUCGACAAAUCCUAAUGGAACAGCCAAACCUGUUCCGAUACGUGGUUCCCUUGAGCGCAGGCUCCGAGUCUUGGACCUACCGACAACUAAUGGGGUCAUUCGAGGCCGUACUCACCUCGCCCGACAAUAAAGGAAUCACCUGUAUGAUUGAUGCUCUUGACGAGUGUCACGAAGUUUCCCGGAGACAAUUUAUCAAAGACGUUUCCCGCAUUUCAGAGAUCAUCAAGCGCCAGAACGCUGGGUACUCGAGGAUCAUCAUAACUUCCCGACACUAUGCCGAUAUUACAUUUCCAUCCUCAGUUACCAUCGACCUGGACACAGCACCACCCAUGCUUGAAGAUGUACGUCGAUUUAUCCACUUCAAGGUCAAUGAACUUGUUCAGGAACGCCCCCACUACGCAGAUGAUAUACUCAACAUCCGCGAAACCCUAUCUGAAAAAGCAGGCGGCAUGUACAGGCUUGUAGAACUGAUUGUGCAAGACCUUCUAUAUGCGACCGAUUCUUCCCCAUCUGCUGUGAGGCGAAUAUUGGAGUCUGUACCACAGGACAUUGGAGAAAUGUAUGAUCGAAUAUGGGGCCGGAUCGGUGCAGUCGAUUUACCACGGGCUAGAAGGAUCUUCGCAUGGAUCUUACUCUCCCUUGGUCCAUUGAAUAGGGAAGCUAUGAGCCUUGCUAUUGCGAUAUCUUCAGCUCCACAGGGGAGCAAUUAUCGAUUGAAUGUGCCAGUCGACGUGGAAGGCGAUCUCCGAGGGUUAUUCGGACCACUCAUUCGAAUAGGCGCGUCUAUCGAGGUCUCGCAUCAGUCCGUCAGGGACCACUUCCUGAUCAAUAGGUCGGGUUUUAGUUUAUACGACGCUUUCACUACUGGGUUCAAGGAAGACAAUCAAAGUAAUCGCUUCCGAUACCAAGAAGAACAAGGGCAGAUCGCUCUAGCUUGCCUUCGAUAUCUUAACGCACUUGACCCCGAUACGAUACCGAACGCGCCGGAACCGUUUCUCGACUAUGCACUGGAACAUUUUGCGAGACACGUAUUGGAAGCAAACCACCACGAUGAAGGUCUUGACAGAGAAAUAUUGCUAUUUUUCCAAAAAGGGGUCUGGCAAGGCUGGUGGUACCAAUCCCGGCCCCGUGAAUACGUUUUCUCUCCCGAUACACCCAUGCCAUCAAUCGACGAUUUGCUAUCUUUCGCGUGUUACUAUGGAAGGCCUCAAAUUGUUCGAAAAAUCCGGUUAUCAGAGGAUUCCUAUAAGUCUUUUACUCCUUUGCUAGGUAUCUGUCCGAAGGUGGCAGUGAGAGCGGUAUACUUAGCAAUGAUUGGGCGAAACGAGGAAUGUGUCGCGGAAUCAAUUCUCAUCAUGGACAGAAUCAUGUUGACGCCAAGCACACCACUCAAAUUUGAGUCAUUUAUUCUCGAGGAUCAACACGAGACAGACGACUACUCUACCUGUAGUUGUGCUCCAGAUGAAUUUGGGGAUCGAUCGUCAAAAUUCCAAAUUGCAGUAUACCGUCGUGUCGCAGAAGCCUUCCACCGUAUCCAAGCGCCAGAGCAAAUCCUCCAACGGUCGGAAGAAAAUACCGAAGCCUUACAAAGUCGUAUACUCGGUGCGUAUCGAAAGUUGGCGACUCAAGAACCUUCGGGUACAUAUGACUCCAUACUUCUGGAGAACACCGAUUGGACAUAUAACCUCGCCUUCUUACUCAGCCUUUAUAUGACUUGGACCUAUGGUGCAGGUUCAGUAGACUUGAUAUCACCUAACGGCGCGGCUCUCCCUGAAGCUGUCAAGUCAAACCGUAUCCAGGCAGUCGAAAUAUUACUUCACGAAGGUGUCAAGAUAGGAGAAAUAUCGGACGGGAAUGGUGCUAAUCUGCUCCAUUUAGCUGCAGAAACAGGCAAUUAUGAAUUGGUAAAAAUAAUACUUGCACAGAAAGCAAUUAAUAUCAAUUCUGUCGAUGGAAGGGGGCUCACGCCUCUACACUACGCCUGUUCGCUAUACCCUCUUUGGGAUUUUUGCAUACUCCUCACCGAAAGACCGCGCUCAAUCUCAAGGAGAAGAAUUGUUAAGAUCCUUCUAGAGUCAGGCGCUAAUCGUGUCGCGAGAGAUCACCUUGGCAAUACACCAUUGCAGACCCUGUCUCGAGUCUACACCCCAGAAUGGGUUGACAUUCCGAAGGGGUCCAGCCUAAAUUGGCGUGAGAACGACCUGGGCGCUACUAUACAACUACUAAUGGAGGACCCUUCUGACAUAUUGGAAUGGGACAGCCACGGCGUGACGCCAUUACAUUAUGCUGCAUAUCUCUGGCCUCUCAGCGCAGUAGAACAAAUUCUAGAAUUUUUGAAAACAUUUUUCAUCUCAGGAAAUCUCGUGGAUCAUUUGGGGUGCACACCUCUACACUACGCCGCAUUCCGAGGUUUUGACGAGCCUGAAAAGAUUGUCGAUGUAUUAUGUGCAGCCCGUGUAGAUCCACGGAUCCAACAGAUUGCCGGAGAAACCGCCCGAUCAGUAGCUCAAAGUUAUGGACGAUUACGCACUGCCGAGGCGAUCGAAAACCAAGAGAAGAAUUUCGAAGAGAGAGCAAAAAGGGUCUUUCAAAGAACUCUAAGCGGAUCAAGAUUUCCAGAUAUAACCGAGGUGGUAGAACGAAUUGCUCAUUCACAUGCUCAAAAAUCAUUCAGAAGCUCUAAUUUCUUACAAACGGUCUAUACCAUCCCGAUCCCACAACGAAAGCCAUCGCCCGCGAUGGCUUCACUGGCCCCGCGGCUUUUCCUUGGACCGUCGUUACACGAUACAGACUAUCCCAGUCUACAACUUCACAACCAAGUGUAUCGCGUCCAACAAUUUCUCACAUUAUCGCGACCGGAACAGCAAGCCGAAGAAAUGCAUCUUCCUAAGAGACUAUUGGACAUGCUCAUAUUUCGGUUCUACAAUCUUCAUACGAUAGAACCUUUCGGAAGAAUUGAUAAAACUCUACUUAUGCGACCGCUCACAACUGGCCAAAUCAAAGAAAAGUUGGGAAUCACGUUUGGUGAUCUAAGUCAGAUGAGCGAACAUGAUGUUAACUUCUACGCGCCACGAAGAACAGACUCCGCAGAUAUUAAUCAAAACGAGUUUUCUCAAGAAUACGAAGGACACGAUGAUAACAACGACGAUUACGACGAAGAGUACGAAUAUGAGGACGGCGAUGAAUACGAGGAAGAUGAUGACGAAUGGGAGGACGAUAACAGUGAGUGGGAGGAGGAAGAGGAAAUCGAGGACGCUGGCAGCGAGUAUUAUCCCGAUGAUGAAGACUAUUAUUAUUAUUCAUCCGAACCCCCCUAUCCCGAAAUCUCGGAAUUCAACCAGGCACUGUUGUUCUUCCUAUCCAUAUCUACUUUACUUGCUGGCAUUAUCCAGCUCCUUUGCCCAUACUUCCCCCUACAUGUAGGUACCUACGAUACAUCCUGGAGAUCGGUAUUACACCCACGACAACUUUGGUAUUAUGAUGGGGACCUAUACGAUACGAUGGUGGCCUUGGAUUCCUUUCGAGAUGAGAUGCUAAGGCUUGCACAGGCUAAACACCAAAAUAAUCAGUUUAUUUUGAAUAAUUAUAUAUAGUGUAUA
Molecule: messenger RNA, 5236 nt
Organism: Hypoxylon trugodes
Lineage: Eukaryota; Fungi; Ascomycota; Sordariomycetes; Xylariales; Hypoxylaceae
Exons: 6
Coding region: 329-5230 (1633 amino acids)
Biological process (GO): arachidonate metabolic process
Cellular component (GO): membrane
Molecular function (GO): protein binding
Source: RefSeq, a predicted model, not a curated record